Molecule: messenger RNA, 5220 nt
Organism: Armigeres subalbatus
Lineage: Eukaryota; Metazoa; Arthropoda; Insecta; Diptera; Culicidae
Product: protein groucho-like
Exons: 17
Coding region: 1836-4091 (751 amino acids)
Biological process (GO): regulation of DNA-templated transcription; negative regulation of canonical Wnt signaling pathway
Cellular component (GO): transcription regulator complex; nucleus
Molecular function (GO): transcription corepressor activity; protein binding
Source: RefSeq, a predicted model, not a curated record
AGGCAGCCAGUCAGUAGUAGUGCAGCGUUGGUCCCGGUUAGAUCGUUCUGUUCGUUCCUACAGCGUUUACGCGCCGCCGUGCAUUGUUUCAUAUUGCUCCACAGAAGCUGAGCCACGUUCGUUGAAUUACCGCGCGCGUCGUUGCCGGAUACCGCAGCCAUCAACAGCAGCAGCAGCAACGAAAACAACAACAAUAUCAACUCGAGCAUCCACCGGAGCGUGUGAGCGCCGAUAGCGUUGGGUGAGAGAGGGAGAGAAAGUGAAACCGCGUUGUUCCGCCGCCUGGUCGCGUAUUCUGGUCUAGCGGGACGCGCGUCGCCUCCACCAACCGCCCGGGUCCUAGUGCUCGACUGUGUGUGCUUGUGGUGUGGAGAAGAACAAGAAGACAAGUGUGUGGGGUGUUGCGGGGUUUCUGCGGUGUGUAACCACACUGCUGCCACCACCCACCCGUUACCAGUGGUUCUCGUUCCCCCCCUUCACGGGGGAGACCUUUCCCGUUUCACCGCUGCUUUUAAUUCAUUCAAACCGGCGAACCGACGUCGCCGCCCCGCAAGGAUGUCACUCGUUUGAGCCGCCGAAAAUCCCACAUGGUGUGCUCAGUUUGCCGUGCGCUCUGUGGCGAGUGGGAUUAUAAAUAGUUUGACUAAUCAAGUUGUAGCGGCGGAGGUAUAGUGUGGAAUAAGAAUCCAUCGAACAGAGAAAGCACCGCAGCGUAUGUACCGCCUGGUCGAGCGUUGGUGUGCUUUUAUUUUUCUUAAACGAUUCGACGCGUGUUUGACAUUUUGGGUCACCAUCCGUCCGCCCGUUCUGUCGGUGUACGGGAUAUCUCGCUGGCGUCGUCAUGUCAUGAUGGCCGUCGCGGCUCAGUGAUUGUGCGGCAGAAUAUUUCCCGGGAAUUAAACGUUGAUUAAUGCGUUGAAAGCUAAGUGAACCGUUUAGGAGAAGUGGGUAGUGUUGUCUGCCUGGUAUAGUAGUGCCGAUGAUAGAAGAAGUGCACAGAAUCGGAAGAGUGUCGUUCAGAUUGAGUGACAAGAUUAUAAGAAGAACGUGAACCAGAUUGGAUUGGAUUACAUUCCGUCGGCAGUUGAACUUUCAAGAGAUUUUCAUUAUAUAGAAGUUCAAUUUCGGAAUUGAAUGCAGAACCGGAACAAAGGCAAACACCAUCCGAGGAUAAUAAACCAGACGCGGAAGUGUUCAGUGUAAUAAAUUUCCUCGAAGCCGAAGUAAGCGAAAGAAAAAGAAAAGUUGGAAAUAAUUUGUGGCUCUUUGUUCGGAGCGAAGAUACCGAGAGAAAAUAGAUCAUAAGAAGUGCUCUGUUCUGUUCAUUACCCGUCGGCGAUGUGCGUUCGUAACCAGUGAUCGUAAUCAAAGGCAAAAAUUCACGGUAAUGUGAGAGUGUCGGAAAAGAAGAGUGGAUAAUUGAACAAGCUGAAGUCAUCUUCCAGGAAGAAAUAACCACAUUCGGAGUGUUGAAAACAACAUCCACGAAAGGGAAAAACCCACAAUCGGAAUCGCGCUUUGAUUAAAUAUGCCGUUCUCGGCGUUGUUGGCAGCUGUCCACCAGAAAUCAAGCCGAAACCUCUGUGCCGUCGGCAGUCGCCAUCGCUGUCAGCGUUAGCUGCCCCCUCCCGUGCUCUAACCUAGUGGAUUACCAGUGCUUCAGUACCGCGAAUUAUUCGGUUAUUUAACGAGUCCCGUGCCACCGGUAGUGAAAGUGUUGGAAUCUCCAGUGCAAACAAUAGCAAACCGAAACACGACUCAGCUGUCUCUCAAGUCAGGCGAAAAUAUUCCCUCCAGUAAGCCCAAUAACAACAACAACAGCAACAACCAGCGCGAUGUAUCCCAAUUCAGGAAUCAACGCGGCCGCCGUCGCAGCCCGGCAUCCGGGCCCACCGCAGUCGGCGCAACCGUUCAAAUUCACCAUAACCGAAAACUGUGAUAGGAUAAAGGAGGAGUUCAACUUUCUACAGGCACAAUAUCACAACUUAAAGCUGGAAUGUGACAAAUUAGCUGCGGACAAAACGGAAAUGCAGCGGCACUAUGUGAUGUACUACGAGAUGUCCUACGGUCUAAAUGUGGAGAUGCACAAACAGUCGGAGAUCGCGAAAAGGUUAAAUGCAAUAAUCACCCAGAUUGUACCGUUCCUGUCGCAGGAACACCAGCAGCAGGUGCUGACCGCAGUCGAACGGGCGAAACAGAUCACCAUGUCCGAGUUGAACGCUGUGAUAGGGCAACAGCGACCGGAUCUGCCGCGGCUGCUGCAACAGAUGCACGCCUCCCAAAUCCCCGGAGCGCACGGAGCACCUCCCAUGCCCGUUGGGAUGCCCCACCCUAGUCUCGGCCCGGGUGCCCUCGGUGGCCCCCUUGGAGCCCUCGGCAGCACACCUCCCCAGCACUCUUUAGCCAUCCUCAACAAGCAGGAACUGCACCGGCCCGAGGAGUCCAAGAGCAGCAAUAGCAACAUCAUGCCCCUGGACGACCGGCAUCGAAGUUCCAUUUCACCCACCGACCGAGACAAGUACCGAACGCGGACGCCCGAGUCUUCCCACGAGCUGAAGAAGGUCAAGAAGGAGGAGAAGGACAUGGGUCAUUCCGAUGGAGAGAAGUCUGAUCAGGAUCUCGUUGUUGAUGACGCUUCGGAAAUUAACCCGAUGAGCCCGCUGCCCAACCAGCACCAUAACGGAACCGCUUCCCCUCGCGAAAAUGGUAUGAUGCCAAAAAAGUUAGACGUUCAAGACCGUGAACGCAUUGGAACCCACUCACCUCGAUCAGGAACUUCCUCCAACGCUUCCACCCCAUCCAACAAGAAAAUGGACGACAAACCAACGACGCCGAUUGCCAAACCUGCCACCCCGACCAACUCGGCCGCCAGCAAUGGCGUGCCCAAAGUCGUUAACAAACCGCCAGUAUUGAACCCAGGAUAUCCGCCGUACCUGGGUGGCCCCUUAAAUGGAGCGCCACAUGAACUGCAAGCUGCCUACGGAGGUCCUGGAGUACACAACAAUCUACCGCCCUCGUUGAACAACUACGCGCGGGCACCACUGGCCUUCGAUCCGCACCCGCAGAUGCGAGCCCCACUGGGGCCGAUCGGCAUUCCUGGAGGAAAACCUGCCUACUCGUUUCACGUGAACGCCGAGGGCCAAAUGCAACCGGUGCCCUUUCCGCAGGACGCCCUGGUAGGACCGGGGAUUCCGCGGCACGCCCGCCAAAUUAGCUCCCUCAACCACGGCGAAGUGGUAUGCGCCGUAACGAUCUCGAACCCCACCAAGUACGUCUACACGGGCGGCAAGGGUUGCGUCAAGGCGUGGGACAUCUCCCAGCCCAGCAACAAGAACCCCGUCUCGCAGUUGGACUGUUUGCAACGGGACAACUACAUCCGCUCGGUAAAGCUGCUGCCCGAUGGUCGGACACUGAUCGUCGGCGGUGAAGCCUCCAACCUCUCGAUCUGGGAUCUCGCUAGUCCAACACCGCGCAUCAAGGCCGAACUGACCUCGAAUGCGCCCGCCUGCUACGCGCUGGCCAUCUCGCCCGACUCGAAAGUGUGCUUCUCGUGCUGCUCCGACGGUAACAUUGCCGUGUGGGACCUGCAAAACCAGACCCUGCUGCGGCAGUUCCAAGGUCACACCGAUGGAGCGUCCUGCAUUGAUAUUAGCGCUGAUGGUACAAAACUGUGGACCGGUGGUUUGGACAACACCGUCCGGUCAUGGGAUCUGCGGGAAGGCAGACAACUGCAGCAGCAUGACUUUACCUCGCAGAUCUUCUCGCUGGGUUACUGUCCUACCGGAGAAUGGCUCGCCGUCGGUAUGGAGAACUCCAACGUCGAGGUGCUACACGCCACCAAACCGGACAAAUAUCAGCUCCACCUGCACGAGAGCUGUGUGCUAAGCUUGAAGUUCGCCGCCUGCGGCAAGUGGUUCGUGUCCACCGGCAAGGACAACCUACUGAAUGCGUGGAGGACGCCGUACGGUGCCUCAAUCUUCCAGUCAAAGGAAUCAUCCUCCGUAUUAAGCUGUGAUAUCUCGGCCGACGAUAAGUACAUCGUGACCGGAUCGGGAGACAAAAAGGCCACCGUGUACGAGGUCAUCUACUAGUGGUACUAGAUUGGUUCGCCCAGAGACCCCUCUCAAGACGAAUAGAAAUAAAAUCAAGGAAAAUACAAACACAUACACACCCACACACAGAGACGAGUAAGCAAUCAACACUGAAACAAAUCGAAACACCACUUGCGUUGGCUUGGACGCGUCGAAAGCUGGUGCACCAAAAGUGUCAUAUAAUUAGUUCGUUAGGCAGCGAAGAAGCGAAGCAAACCAGUUUAAGCAGGAAGCACUGACGAAAGAUUGAAAUAAAACCUGUAAAGCCUGAUUACACUCAUUAAGCUACACUCUAAGCUAUAAACGAAAACAGAAUCCAUUUAACGGUGUAAAAAGUACGUCUUGUAUAUCCACAAGCAAAAAAGUCCCAACCUGUAAAAAGCCUAAUAUCUUCCUAUAUAUAAGGGCGUAAAAACUAUACAAAUAAACUUAAACGGAUAGUAAAACAAAUAGAAAAAAGUGCUCUCAACAGUAACACACAAGAAAGAUGGACCCUUUAAUCUCCCCCCACACAAAAACACAAAGUGUCCCAUUAUUUCUACUGUAUUAUAAUAACCGUGACUCAAAAUGCGAAGAAGAUCUUUUGUUAGGUUCCGAAUUUUUUUCCACCGCUGUUCGUGGACAGAUCCAAUUAGAGGUAGUCGGAUCGAUUUCCGUUCCCGUUGUUUGGGGACGCGUAGGAAUUUGUUUCUUAGUUGGUAAUGUGUAGAAAGAGAGAGAGAGAGUAUUAGAAUAUUGUUUAUUUGUCCCACACGAAAUAGUAAUAUGGAAAAGCUUUACUUUCUGUUGAAUUCAUUCGUCGCGAAAUUUACUAUUUCCUAGGUGAAUUACGAAGCUUAGAGAUUCAGUAGAAUGCUUGUGUUAAUAAUAGUUUAUAGAGUGUUCUCCUCGCGAACGCGGAAUGGUAUGAUCUUUAUUUGUGGCAAAGAGAAAGUUUAAUUAAUGACUAGUGAAUAUUUGUAAUGGCAUCAGUAGAAGCAGCAGAUACAUACAAAUUAAGCAAAUGGACAACAGCUACUACCUACUCAUUGCGUAGUUGCUACGGAGUAUGUAAAGAUAACAAUAUGUAAUUAUUGUUUUUUUUUAUGGAAAAAAUAAUACUGAAAAUUGUUCUUAUUUUUCAAUCAAA